GAGUACCCCCUGCACAGGUCCCUUUUGCAGUACAGAUCCAGUAGUUGGAGUUGCUGUACACCGAGCACGAGAGGGAGAGGAGAGGAGUGUGAGCACACAGCGGCUGAGUGAGCAAACAGACGUAGAAACAUUAGGUUAUCUUCCGAGACUAUCAGACAUCGACCUGUCACUUUUACCGCUUCGAACCGAGUCCCGUCUCCUUGAAGAGGACCACAGCAGCAGCAGCAGCAGCAGCGCCCUGGUCUGGUCUGGUCUGCUCGAGCAGCCGCCUGUGAAAAACUCCCAAACGCGGUCGUCUCAGCUGGCAUGAGCUAACCUACCAGACAGACAUGGAAACCAAACCAUUCUUGUCAUUGGAAUACUGAACUGUGGCACCAGAUCCGAAGCACAGAACACAUCAUGAAUCACGUACAGUGGUACUAUAUGCAAGGGUUCCUGAAGCCCCAGUGCUCGUUGGCUCCUCCCAUGCAGCGAGGUCGCUCAGUAGAGGCUUGUUCCUGUUUCAGUGGCAUGUGUCCCCUCCAUCAGCGUCGCCUGUCCACAGACUCGUCGGGCCAGGUGACCUCCUCGCCCCUGGGCUCACCCACAUCGCACCGGGGAAUGCAUCCGUCUCUGCUCAGCCCAACAUCCAUGGGGCCCUCCGGCUCUCUUCACUCUCCCAUCAGCACGCUGAGUUCACCCAUGAACGGCCUGGCUUCACCCUUUUCCGUCAUCAGCUCGCCCAUGGGCCCCCACUCCAUGAACUCGCCCGGCAUGGGAUACGGCCCAAGUGUCAGCCCCCAGAUGUUCCAGCUGAACUCUCCGAUGAACUCGGUCAGCAGCACGGAGGACAUUAAGCCCCCGCUGGGCCUCAACGGCGUGAUGAAGGUGCCCGCCCAGCCCUCAGGCACGGUCCUGUCACUCACCAAACACAUCUGCGCCAUCUGCGGUGACCGCUCCUCAGGUAAACACUAUGGAGUGUACAGCUGUGAGGGCUGCAAAGGUUUUUUCAAAAGGACGGUGCGCAAAGACCUAACCUACACCUGUCGUGACAACAAGGACUGUGUCAUUGAUAAGCGCCAGAGGAACCGCUGCCAGUACUGCCGCUACCAGAAGUGUUUAGCCAUGGGCAUGAAGAGAGAAGUUUUGUUACAUGCAGCCGUUCAGGAGGAGCGCCAGCGAGCCAAGGAGAGAAAUGAGAACGAGGUGGAGUCCACCAGCUGUGCCAACGAGGACAUGCCCGUGGAGAAGAUCCUGGAAGCCGAGCAGGCAGUGGAACCCAAAACCGAGACCUACAUUGAGACCAACCUUGGUGUGCCGUCCAACUCGCCCAAUGACCCAGUGACAAAUAUCUGUCAGGCAGCUGAUAAACAGCUUUUUACCCUGGUGGAGUGGGCCAAGAGGAUCCCCCACUUCUCUGAGCUGCCACUGGACGACCAGGUCAUCCUUCUACGAGCAGGUUGGAAUGAACUCCUGAUUGCAUCAUUUUCGCACCGUUCAAUAGCGAUUAAAGACGGGAUUCUGUUGGCGACCGGGCUGCACGUCCACCGAAACAGCGCCCAUAGUGCCGGAGUGGGAGCCAUCUUUGACAGAGUGCUCACAGAACUGGUGUCAAAGAUGAGGGACAUGCAGAUGGAUAAGACAGAACUGGGGUGCCUUCGAGCUAUAGUCCUUUUCAACCCAGACUCUAAAGGUCUGUCCAACCCCGGCGAGGUAGAAGCUCUGAGAGAGAAAGUGUAUGCAUCUUUAGAGGCCUACUGCAAACAGAAGUACCCCGAGCAGCCUGGCAGGUUUGCCAAGCUGUUGCUGCGGUUACCAGCACUGCGCUCCAUCGGCCUCAAGUGUCUGGAGCAUUUGUUCUUCUUCAAGCUCAUCGGCGACACGCCCAUCGACACCUUCCUCAUGGAAAUGCUAGAAGCCCCACAUCAAAUGACAUAAUAGCAGAGAAGGUUGAGCUCUCCUCCUCCCCCACAUCUCCCAUCGGCCCUGGAUCGGGAGCAGGGUCCUUUUUAAAAUCCCGUCUCCAACAACGGACAGAUCACGCGACGACUUUGAAUGGACCUCUCCCUCCCUCCCUCCACCCCUUCUCUCCUCAGCUCCCUUUUGAUGUGUUUCAAAACAAUGAAUUCAUCAUGUUUAUGGGUCUGUUUUAUACCUUGUAAAAAUAUAUAAAUAAGAAAUAUAUAUAUAUAUAUAUAUAUAUAUAUGAAAAUCACGCGACAACACAAGUGACAACAUUGGACUGAAAGGAGGUCGGACAGAGGACAAAAGAAACGUAUUGAGCCAUCGUUUUCAUCCUUGCUUUUCCUGCACUUUGACAAGAAAAAGCAGAGAUGAUCAGGUUUUAACACCCACAGUUACGCUUGCAGGUAUAUUAAAAAAAACGGCGGUGAUGUCAUAUUUGGACACUCAGCGUUGUGAUCGGGACAAUCGUGGGCUCGGAGAGCUGUCUAGACUUGGACCUGAGCCCUCUCUCUCUCUUUCAGGACUGAACUUACUUCGGGGAGGGACAGCGGGGGACAGCACGUCUGUUUUUAAAGGAACUCGUCUGUUCCUGCCUGACUCGCCCGAACGCGUCAGGUCUUGCACUAGCUGUUUUUGAAGUGUGAGCUUUCUGGAGUAGAACUCAGAGGUGGGUUAACAAGACUGCAAGUGCUCAAAAACCUCAGGUCUCUGCCCAAUUCCAACAAAUACAACCAUGUCUUACUCUGUUAGCACUGUGCAACAUCGGGGAGGACGACACACUAAUCGGCCCUUCACUUAAUGUUAAUUGAUUGAACAAGAGUUGGGAGAGCUUGUUAUGUACAAUCUGUGCGGCCCGUCUGCACACAGGAAGACGCAGGCUGUUGUAAAUUAGCCACACGUUAGCUUUUUGCUACAUGAUGCUCUGAGAGGCUACCAGCAGACGCAGGAGCAACUUUUGUCGUCCAAUUUCAAACAUUUGGCCUUUGUUGCAACCCCACAGGUGAUCACAACAAGCUUGGAUGGCUGGAAAGUGAGCACACGGUCUCAUUUGUGGGGAAAUAUCGUCAUUUCGCCGGCCUCUGAGCUUCUUUUUUCGUCCCUUCUCCAACCUCUCCACUUCUAAUUUCAUGUGAAUUUCAGCACACCAUUUACACCUCCACACUCAAAUCCCUCUGCUCAACGCAGUGGGUAUUAGCUUUUCAAAACACCUCAUAUCUACCUUUGGAGAAGGUUACAACCAUAUACAGUAUUGACGUUAUUUUCAGUUUUGAUUUUAACAGCAGCAAUGCACAAUUACCUCUGUUUCCAUCCCUCCGACCUUCAGUUCUUAACACUCAUCUAACCAUUGACAGUAUGCGGGAGAAGUGCUUGUCGUAGCAGCAGAGCCAUUAUUUGUUUGUUUGUUUGUUUGUUUGUUUGUUACUUGGCACUUAACCUCAUGACAGCGGAGUCGGGUUCCUAAACGGAGAGCUGAUGUCAAUGUCUUUGACCUCUGAGGUGGAAUUUGGCCCAGGCCCAAUCAGGAAUGCCCCAAUUGUUUUCCUCCUCAGAGGGACACACACACUUGCUCUCUCUGCACUUCUCUGGACAACCAAGUGUCAUUCAAGUCAGACUGAAAUGUUAAAUAUCUCUUGCUGUGUAUAAAUAUGCUUUGUGCCCAUAUUCUGCUUUUUUUUUUUUUCUCCUGUCUUUUUCUCUAAAUGCUGCAGCUGCUGCAAAACUAUGCAUCGAGUGCAUUUCCAAAGAUUGUCCACCGAGUGGGGGCACGUUAAACAGGUCGGAUACCUUUUAAAACAAGUGUUUGUGAGGUGUUGGCUGCUGUAAUAUUUUUCCGGACUGGAGUAAAUAUCUUUUUUUGGUUAUUUUCCCCACUAUUCAGAUAUUUGAUAGUCAUUCUGUACUGGUUUAUUAACCCUUGACUGAUGCACAGAAAACAAACAGCUGUCAGCCCCCAUUUGGAAGUGUUUAAUGGAACAGUGGAGCAUAGCGGAGUUUAAGUAACUUUAAGAGUUUAAAUAACAGACAGAGAAAAAAGAAAAGAGAAUGAAAUCAAGGAUUUUCUCCCUGUAUAUGCAUACUCACCACUCUUUCAUAAGCACCUUGACAUUAUCUGGACCUUAAAGAAAAGCAAAAAACAAAAAAACCAAACCUGAGCACUGUGUUUUCAUUAUCCUUUGAUAAACUGAGCUGGAUAAUGGUCUGAGGCGUAUGGAGUCAUGAGUGUGCCACUACAAUAAUCAUUUUUCAGUGUUUAAAUAGAAUCAACUCAUAAAUUUUAAUAACAAAAUAUGAAUUAGAUUUGAAUUUCAAUUAUGCUUGAACAACAAAAAAAAAAACAAAUACAAAAUAAGAUCAUCCUUAUUCUUUUUAAAUGAUUGAUUAUUAAUAAAAUUUUAAAAUGGAAUCAUUAUACAGAUUUUAAAAAGGCUUUUGAUUUUAUUAUUUUGGUAUUCCAUGUGCCUACAAUAUUCUAACAUAUUCUAUCUCAAAAUGAAUUGGUCUCCUGCUUAAACAUUUACAGUUUCCAUUCUGUGAUUGCUUUCAUUUGAAGCAUUUAAAGCGUCACUUAAAAAUGAAAUGAAGGCUUGCCCACAGAGCAGCAACGGGAGCUUUUAUUGGCCAGCUGUUGACUUCUGAUCCGCCCUCAGAGCUCAUUUUGUUAUUGCUUUUUUGAAUUUGUCAGCAUUGACGAUUGAGAAUAAUUAAGUCUGAGAAAGUCUCUAAUUAUUCUGGUGGCACCAUCAGGACUCCAUAAUAAUGCUGACUCCAACCAAGACACCGAUGAUACAAUGACAAUGUGUCAAUUUUUCAUCAUGAUUUGGGUCCAGUUUCACAGACGGGCUCCACUCGGGGUUAACUGCAGACGUUAAUCCACCUCUGUGAAACUGAUCCCCAGACGCCCCAAUGAUCUCUUCCCUUAUGAAGAAAAAGCAAAGAGUUGGUUCAGAUGUUCAGCUCUGAAAUGUCACAUACUGUACACUUCAAGCAGGACUACAACAUUUACUUUCAGUAAGAGAGCAGUUUGUGAGGGAGGGAUGUGGCGGCCGUUUAAGAGCUGUGAGCUCCCUCUAGUGGAAGAGAAGCAGCGCCGCAACAUUACUUGAAUUUUUCUACAAGUAUUUAAUCAGACAAAAAAAAAAGAUGGCACUUUCUCACAGUGUAAUUAUCUUCUUGAUCAGACAAACCCUCAGUGUCUGUGCUUGUUAAAACUGAAAAAAAAAAGUAGCAAUAACUUCAUUAUGACCUAUUGGCUUGUUUUAUUAUCACUCAACAGUUUCAUUGCGGUGGCCUGUAUUACUACGAACUAUCCAGGUGACAGUAUUGACUGCCAGUUUGAGCUCAGUUUACAGUAUUUAUAUUCUGGAAAAAAAUUUUACUUGUCUGUUAAAACAAAAUAUUUUUUAUUUGUUCAUAAGUUUUCAACGCAAGCGUUACGACAAAGAGAAACUUUACUCUUGUUAAGAUUAUUUUCUGGGUUAGAUUUACUGAUUUCUUUUUUUUUUUUUUAGAGGAAUGUUGCCGAUUUUAAUCAAGAAAAGCAGAUAUUAGGCAAUUAUACGUUUGUUUUUCGACUGGGUGACCCAAAUUUAAAAUGAAUAUCCCCUUUUCCCUUAAGUCUGACGUCUUAGUUUACUGUGACUGGUGACCACAGGUAUUUUAAGCCAUAAAGUGGAUGAUGUGCGAGCUCACUCCCCUGCAGGAAAUGAACUGACAAGGAUCUUCUUGACUAGAUAAAGGAUCACCCACAUAGAAUGAUUACCUACACGAAUGCUUUAUAACAUAAAGCUAUAUUUUGUUAAUAUGUAUAUGUGUAUAUAUUUAUAAAUAUAUAUCAGACAGAUCUGUUCCUUGAGUAUUUCCAACAUUGAAAGAGGGAGAUAAGUCUUUCAAACCAAACCGUUCCACACCAGGUGUUCAACUCAGAGUUUUAUGGUGUUUUUUUUUUUUUUUUCCACAAAUAUCUGAGGAUAUUUGCAUUAGGACCUAGACUUUAUAAAAAUCAAUCCUGAUCAACCAGCAGAAUCGCAGCAGCUCUAAAGUCAAAAGAACCAGCUUCUCAGCAGUUUAUGGGACCUCAAAAAAAAAAAACAUGAAAGAGAAAAACACAUAGUUAAGACUUUAAACCCUCCGAAAUGUAUGUGUUGCUUGGCAAUUGUAUGUUUAAAAAGUGUAAUCAGGAAAAGCUGAGCUUGUGACACAAUCACUGCUUUCUUUGUUGCAUAGACAGUAAAAUGUUCAAGUGAAGAAAAAAAAAGACAAAAAAACACUUGGAAAAAGAUCUAUUUUUGUACAAAGGUAAUUUUAUCCCUUGCUUGUGUACUCUGUUCUUUCCCCCUUUCUUCCGUGGGCUGUUGUAUACAUUGUGGAAAAGCUUAUUCAACGAGGCAAGAGACAAUUUUCAGAUUGAAAAUUUAAGGUGAGAGGAGUAGUUGGCUUUGGCGCCUUGGUAACUAUGUCGCCUUUACUUCGCCAUUUUCAACCUGUCGCUGCAAGAUGGGAAUGUCUUCUUUGAUUAUAUUUUUGUCCAUUUUUAAAAGAGAUGGAAUUUUGUCAUCUGUUCUCUAUGGGUUGUUCUCUGAUGUUCUAUCUUUCAUGGACAGAAAAAAGGUUAUUAAAAAAAACUGAAAGUGA
Messenger RNA from Siniperca chuatsi (mandarin fish), 6576 nucleotides. It is a transcript of the gene rxraa, whose product is annotated as retinoid X receptor, alpha a. The transcript has 12 exons. Lineage: Eukaryota; Metazoa; Chordata; Actinopteri; Centrarchiformes; Sinipercidae. Gene Ontology annotation, biological process: positive regulation of transcription by RNA polymerase II; response to retinoic acid; anatomical structure development. Gene Ontology annotation, molecular function: retinoic acid-responsive element binding; nuclear steroid receptor activity; zinc ion binding. Gene Ontology annotation, cellular component: nucleus; RNA polymerase II transcription regulator complex. The record is from RefSeq and is a predicted model, not a curated record. The coding region runs from base 400 to 1917 and encodes 505 amino acids.